CACCUUAAACAUAGUUGGUCCUGCUUUUUUCUCAUCACUCACCUAUCCACACACACACACUAGCAAUAAGUCCACAACCAAAGCUUCAUCAUAUGGAUUCAGUCAAAGUAAUAUCCACAACUACAAUCAAAGCACCAAUUCACAACUCAACAACUUGUGAUUCUCAUCAAAUAAUCAACUUAACACCAUGGGAUCUUCAAUUCCUCCCACUUGGUACCAUCCAAAAAGGCCUUCUUUUCCACCAACCAAUUCCAAUCCCAAACCAAAUCAACCACCUCAAACAUACCCUUUCCACCACUCUCUCUUUUUUCCCACCCUUAACUGGCCGUCUCAUAAUCACCACCACCACCACCACCACCACCACACCCAACAAUACUUCAUGUUCCAUCAUUUGUAACAACCUUGGUGUUCUCUUUAUUCACGCCAAAGCAAACAACACAUCCGUAACCGACAUUCUUCAACCGAACAACAUUCCUCCAAUUGUUCACUCAUUUUUCCCACUUAACGGCGUUAAAAACUACCAAGCCACUUCAGAGCCAAUUCUAGCUAUCCAAUUAACAGAGUUAACUAACGGUAUCUUCAUUGGUUUCACUCUUAACCACGUUGUUUCUGACGGUAAAUCGUUUUGGCAUUUCGUUAAUUCUUGGUCACAAAUCUCAAAAGAUUCUCACAAAUUACCCAAACUACCCUCACUUCAACGUUGGUUCCCAAACAACAUUCAAACUCCAAUACUCUUCCCUUUCACUAUAACAGAAUCAGAAUCACAAGAUCAACGGUCGAAACUUCCCGAAAGGAUCUUCCAUUUUACGAAAGCAAAACUAGAAGAACUGAAAUCAAAAGCUAAUGAAGAAAUCAAAACAGAGAAAACUAAAAUAUCUUCGCUUCAAGCGCUAUUAUCUCACGUUUGGCGUUCGAUUAUUCGAUGCAAAAAACUCGAUCCACAAGAAGAUUUUCGGUAUGUGUUGAUAAUAGGAGUUAGACCAAGGAUGAAUCCGCCACUCAACGAGGAUUAUUUUGGAAAUGCUGCAAUGAUUGGUGAUGUGAGGAUGAAAGUAGGGGAAAUUCUGGAAUGUGGAAUUGGAAAAGUUGCUUUGGAGAUGAAUAAGAUGAUUUUGUUACAUUCUGAUGAGAAAAUUAAGAAUGAUUAUGAGUGUUGGUUGAGAAUGCCGAGGUUGUUUUCGAUUAGUGGUUUGACGAGUUGUAAUUCGUUGGGGACGAGUAGUUCUCCGAGGUUUGAUGUUUAUGGUAAUGAUUUUGGUUGGGGGAAGCCUGUCGCGGUUCGAAGUGGGGGUGCGAAUAAAAGUAAUGGGAAGAUUACUUUGUUUGCUGGGGUUGAUGAAGGUAGUAUUGAUGUUGAAGUUUGUCUUUCUUAUGAGAUUUUGGAGGCUUUGGGAAAUGACAAUGAGUUUGUGGUUCCAAUUUCUGAGUAAUGUGACUGGUAAUUUCGUUAUUUAUUACUAUCUUAUUUAAAUUAAUUUCUUGUGCUAAGAUAGUUCUAAUGAUGUAAGUUUUUUAAUUUAUGUAUUGAUGUAUGAACUUGUUUAGGAUAUGCUUAGGUGAACUAAGUUUAUGCAUAUGUAACUUUCCUGAUUCAAUUAUUUGGUUAUUAUUUGUUGGCAUAUUGGUUUGUGUGUAUCAGAACAUUGGAUAGCUUAAACUUGAACAACCAAAUGAUUGUUAAGUUGUACUAGCAAGCUGCUUCAUUAUUGUUGUAGUACUAGUUAGGCUGAGCAUAGAUUUGUAACCCGACUCGAAACCGACAUAAUGUAAUUCAAUAGAAAAGGUAAUGUAUAUCAGUAAUGGUAGUAAAUAAAAAAGUUAUAUUGAAUCCUCA
This is a messenger RNA of Trifolium pratense (red clover), 1834 nucleotides long. RefSeq lists its product as uncharacterized. The transcript has a single exon. The coding region runs from base 93 to 1430 and encodes 445 amino acids. Lineage: Eukaryota; Viridiplantae; Streptophyta; Magnoliopsida; Fabales; Fabaceae. The record is from RefSeq and is a predicted model, not a curated record.